AUGAGUACUAAUUUCAAUAUUACAAAGACUUAUCUAAAGUUUUUAGAAGAUGAUAACGAAAUGACAAUGCCGAUUGCUGCCAUUGAAGCAUUGGUUACUAUGUUAAAAGUUAAGAAUCCAAGUACGUCAGCGGAGAUGAUCAACUCAGUAAAAUCAUCUACUUUAGAAUUAACAACCUCCAUCCCAAAUUCGAUAUCCUUAAGAGCUGGUUGUGAUAUUUUUAUGAGAUUUGUGUUAAAGAACACCCAUUUGUAUGGUGACUGGGAAAGCUGUAAGCAACAUUUAAUCGAAAACGGUCAGUUAUUUGUUUCCCGUGCUAAGAAGUCCAGGGAUAAGAUUGCUAAAAUCGGUAUUGAUUUCAUUACAGACGAUGAUAUUAUAUUAGUUCAUGGGUUUUCAAGAGCCGUUUCUUCUCUUUUGAGUUACGCUGCAGAGAAGCUUAUAAGGUUUAGAUGCGUUGUUACGGAGGCUAGACCUACUCAACAAGGCACACUGCUAUACAACUUACUUAAAAAUAAAGGUAUACCAGUAACCAUGGUAGUAGAUAGUGCUGUUGGUUCUAUUAUUCACAAGAUCGAUAAGGUAUUUGUCGGGGCUGAAGGUGUAGCCGAAUCUGGUGGCAUUAUUAAUCUCAUUGGUACAUAUUCUGUGGGCGUACUUGCAAAAAAUGCGAGAAAACCAUUCUAUGUCGUUAGUGAGUCCCACAAGUUCGUUCGUAUGUUCCCACUAUCUCCGGAUGACUUACCAGUAGAGAGAGAUCCAUUGGACUUCACUCGGAAUGAUGAACCUGAAUUGUUACGUAGCCCACUAAUCGAUUAUACUUCCCAUGAACACAUUACUGCACUAAUCACAGACCUGGAUGUGUUAACUCCAAGCGCGGUUUCAGAAGAAUUGAUUAAAAUGUGGUACGACUAA
Molecule: messenger RNA, 915 nt
Organism: Eremothecium cymbalariae DBVPG#7215
Lineage: Eukaryota; Fungi; Ascomycota; Saccharomycetes; Saccharomycetales; Saccharomycetaceae
Gene: GCN3
Product: translation initiation factor eIF2B subunit alpha
Exons: 1
Coding region: 1-915 (304 amino acids)
Biological process (GO): translational initiation
Cellular component (GO): eukaryotic translation initiation factor 2B complex
Molecular function (GO): guanyl-nucleotide exchange factor activity; translation initiation factor activity
Source: RefSeq, a predicted model, not a curated record